GGAGCGACUUAACUACAGGUGGGGUAUCCGCGUGUCUCCCACGUUUCAUUCAGGGUAACCUUCAAUGCAGAUAAGUAGUUUGGAAACCUAAACUAAGUUGACACUGGAAUCUGAAGUUGUUGGACUCAUAUAGUCACCUGGCCGUAACGGAAUGUCUACUGUUGUACCGUUGACACGUCUUACCUCGGCCGCUAUACGACAGAGCAGCGGCCGUGGAUUCAGCACUUCUAGGACUUCUCACAGCAAAAAACAUUAUCAGCUGUUGGUUGUUGGAGGCGGGUCAGGUGGGUGCGCUACCGCCGCCAAGUUUGCCAGAAAACUGGGAAAAGGACAUGUCGCAGUCGUUGAUCCCAGCGAGAUGCACUACUACCAGCCCAUGUGGACGCUGGUGGGAGCGGGGAUCAAGACUCUGCAGGCCUCAGGGCGACCCAUGCAGUCUGUCCUGCCCCGCGGCUGUGACUGGAUCAAGGAUCGAGCUGUGUCAUUUGACCCAGACCGCUGCACAGUGACCACAGGAAGCGGGGAACAGAUAGGCUAUGACUUCCUGGUAGUUGCGAUGGGCAUGCAACUCAACUAUAGUCAGAUUAAAGGGUUACCUGAAGCGUUUACGGUGGAUCGAUCAGUGUGCUCCAACUACUGGUCAGAGACGGUGACGCAGACAUUCCCGGCCCUGGAGGCGCUGCAGCAGGGCAACGCCAUCUUCACCUUCCCCAACACCCCCAUCAAGUGUGCAGGGGCACCCCAGAAGAUCAUGUAUCUAGCAGACCACUACCUCAGGAAGGCAGGCAAGAGGGACAACACAAACAUCAUCUUUAACACCUCCCUCGGGGUCAUAUUUGGGGUGAAGAAAUAUGCAGAAAGACUGUUGGAUAUAGUGAAAGACAGGAACAUCCAGGUGAACUACAGGCGGAACCUGGUGGAGGUGCGGCCAGACAAGAAGGAGGCGGUGUUUGUGGACCUGGACAGUCCAGAAGGAAAAACAGAAACAUUCCAGUACAGCUUCUUGCAUGUGACUCCUCCCAUGUCUGCCCCUGACCCCCUCCGACAGAGCAGCCUCGUCAACACAGAUGGGUACCUGGAUGUCAGCAAGGAAACACUGCAGCAUGUACAGUACCCAAACAUAUUCGGCAUUGGUGACUGCACAAGUGUGCCAACCUCCAAGACAGCGGCAGCAGCAGCUGCUCAGAGCGGCAUUCUCCAAAAAAAUCUGCAGGCUGUUAUGUCUGGCGGUAAAACCCAGAGUCAGUAUGAUGGCUACACUUCCUGUCCUCUCGUCACUGGCAACAACAAAUGUAUCCUGGCAGAGUUUGACUUUGCUGGCCAGCCGCUGGAGACGUUCCCCAUCGACCAGGGCAAGGAGAGGAGAACCAUGUACCACUUGAAGAGAGAUGUGAUGCCUGAGUUAUACUGGAAUGUUAUGCUCAAGGGCUACUGGAAUGGUCCAGCCUUGACUCGGAAGCUGUUGCACCUGGGGAUGUCUAAGUAGAGGAAGAGAGCUUGCCAACGGUUCCCAGACAAACACGGGAUGCAGAAGCUCUGCGUGGUGGAACAUGUGGCUGGAGUGUGUGGGGUGGCAGCUGUAGCUGUCUGGAUCAACUUCAGCAAACAUCUGUGAUACAUACACUUUCAUAUUUGAUGCACAGAUGAAUAGAUGGUUUUACUUUUAAGACGAGUGUGAUUAUCAAAUUUGAGAAUACUUGUAAGUCAUCAAUACAUCAUAUAUUGUUUAUGUUAAGCAGUGAUAGUGGUUUCAGAAAGGCUUAUUUUAGAAAGUGCAUACUGCAUCUGUCAUUGUUGUGAGGGGUCAUGACCCACAGCCUUCUGAUUUCAUUCCUACAAUACUCCCGAGUUUCCUGACGAACUGUCCCCUGUUCACGGAUCUAAUCAGGAAGGUCUAUGAUGUGAACCAGGAUAUGCCGAACUAGAACACGUUGUCCUGCAGCACUCACCGAGGGCACUUAUACAACUUAGUCAUCUUCCCUAGGCAAGGGAGUUAACUGACUGUAAAAGUCAUUGCCGAACUAGGCUGAAAUUAUGGAGUUAUAUUCUGGCUGGACUAACGAGUCUAUGCAUAGUCCAAUCAAAAUCACGACCGAUAGCAGGAUUUGCAAAGCAUGUGUACCAACAACUCAGCGUCCACAGAUAGUUUCCAAAUCUUUUCAUGUUAUUAAUCAAGGUGCUCACGUGAUUUGAUGCACCUUGCGAAGUAAGACCUGUUUUAAUACAAUAUAGAUUUUGAUUAUCAAUCAAGGGGUCUUGACUGGGUGUCGCCUUUUUGUUUGAACCAAAGGCAUACCUUAAUCUCAUCCAGGUGAUAUCUCCAACGAGGCAUACCUUGAUCCCUUACAAGUGAUAUCUCCUAGGAGGCAUACUUUGAUCUCAUCCAAGUGAUAUCUUCAAGGAGGCAUACCUUGAUCUCAUCCAAGUGAUAUCUCCUAGGAGGCAUACCUUGAUCUCAUCCAAGUGAUAUCUCCUAGGAGGUAAAAGGUACUGACUGCACCUGCACAGGUAUAUGAUGUACUGUGAGUACACCUGCUGCACAGGUUUACGAUGUACUGACUACACCUGCACAGGUUUAUGAUGUACUGUGUGUACACCUGCUGCACAGGUUUACGAUGUACUGACUACACCUGCACAGGUAUAUGAUGUACUGUCAGUACACCUGCUGCACAGGUAAGAGGUACUGACUUCACCUGCACAGGUAUACGAUGUACUGACUACACCUGCACAGGUAUACGAUGUACUGACUACACCUGCUUCACAGGUAUACAAUGUACUGACAACACCUGCACAGGUUUACAAUGUACUGACAACACCUGCACAGGUUUACAAUGUACUGACUACACCUGCACAGGUUUACAAUGUACUGACUACACCUGCACAGGUUUACGAUGUACUGACUACACCUGCAGGGGUUUACGAUGUACUGACUACACCUGCACAGGUAUAUGAUGUACUGUGAGUACACCUGCUGCACAGGUAAGAGGUACUGACUACACCUGCAGGGGUUUACGAUGUACUGACUACACCUGCAGGGGUUUACGAAGUAAUGACUACACCGUCACAGGUUUACGAUGUACUGACUACACCUGCACAGGUUUACAAUGUACUGACUACACCUGCAGGGGUUUACGAUGUACUGACUACACCUGCAGGGGUUUACGAUGUACUGACUACACCUGCACAGGUUUACAAUGUACUGACUACACCUGCUCAGGUUUACGAUGUACACUGAGUAACGCUUGCACAGUACUGAGUACACUUACAGAGAGGUAUUUGGUGUACUGUGAGUACACCUGCAAAGGUGUAAGAUCUACUGCAUGUACACCUUCCAGCUAUUACAUUCCCUGACAGUCCGUUGUUGUGAAACCUGUGCCUCCGCCAGUGUUGUAGGGGGGUGAUGUGUAUAUAUAAACAGUUGUGUUUCCUCAUAUUUCUCCUUGUGUUGGACUGUGUGUGAAACUAUUGUAGGAACAGUUUCCAAUGUACAGUUCAUCCUUGUCACAAGGUAUUUACCAUUUUUUCUUGUGUAUAGUGUGCAUCCUCGGGGGUUUCGAGAUUUGGGGGAAAAAAUUGCUAUUUGAUAUAUUAUAUCAAAAACUACAUCUGAUAACUGGAUAGCGAUUGCUGUAAAUAAUGGCAAGUUGGUGUGAUCUGCCCAUCAGUUGACACAUGAUUUUGCCCAAAAUAAUGUGAAUAGUGAACAAUUUUUUUUAAUAAAAUUUAUUAAAUAGAUAAAAAAUAGACCAGAUAUGCAAUGAACACAUUUUAUAACCAGAAUAUAAUAACAGAAUUAACAUGCUAUUUCUGCUCUUAUGUGCUCACGGCAAUGUCUGGCAUUUGGAAAAAUAUUCAAAAUCUAUUGUCUGUGUAUUACCAGUAUGCGAACCCCUCUCUAUACAGCUGUAGUGUUUGGGGGAAAUAGUUGCACACUGUACACGAGGACAUUCUCUUCUUCCUGGUUUCUGGAGUUCUACUUCGUCCACUUGAAUUAUUCCAAACAUUUUCAUUCCCAACAGCUUGUUAGAACCGUGAUGUGAAGUAAAAUAUAAUAUUGUACACAGUAGACAUUAUCAUCAAUUAAACUAACAACUGGAAUCUAUGUCUGCAGUGGUCACUGUAAGGGUUGUGUUUUAUGUUUUAGUUUUUAACAAGGACCACAUCUCGCUCCCCUGGGUACAGGCGAUCUUUGUUAGGUAGUGCUCCACAUGUGUGUGCUUAUGUACCUACAUUUGUGCAGGAAUGUAUGCUUACUGUCAAUGGCAUGUCAGAUUUUUUCAACAUACCGGUACUGGGAGGAUACACCAGUACUGAGGGUAGCCUUCCAUUUGUCAGACAGCUUAUACCAGGAUUAGUCAAGGUUGGUUAGUCAAGCAAUAGUUCCCUGUUUACCUUUCAUUAAAGUGGAACAGACCAGAAAACACACAUUUUCAGGAAUUUACAGGAUAGGUUUAUCACUCACUUGUAAUCAUUAAAUCAUACCAGAAAUCACACAAGUUUGAAGUAUUCAACAGAAGUCACAUAUUUUGAAUUAUUUAACAUGAUAUAAUAUUAUCACAUUAUUAGAACGACACUAUAUACAAAAAAUACACUAAACACGUGUAAUAUCACACUUUUUGAAGUAUUUACCAGAAAUUGCAUAAAUUUGAAUUCUAUACAGUAUAUUAGUUCAUUACAUUAUUGCAAAAACACUAUAAACACAACACACACUGAUCACGGUUCAGUACUAUGUCUGCCUUCAUCCCAGCUUCAGCAAAUGUCCUACAGCAUCCAAGAAUUCAAGAGGUGUCUUCUGCCCACUGACCAGCUUCCCUUUGAUUCUCUGUAGACCUUCCUGGGAGGGGGAGCAGCACCAAAGUCUAUCUGUCAGCUUGACACCUUCCAGCUUCUCAUUGCCCUGAAUCCAGUCCUCAAAUCUGUAGAGGUUGGGAUGUUGAUGUGGAACAGUGCGCUUGAAAACCCUCCAGGUUGUUGUUUGUCCCCGGUCCUACUGUGUGGUGAUGAUUCCAUAGGGGGAGUCUGGUCGUCAGUCCAUGUUAUUGUGGAAUUCUUGGGACCUUGCCACCCCAGGUGUCACAUCCAUCGCCUCCAGCACGGAAGAGGAAGAAGGGGACUUCCAGCUGCUCUUUGUAUCCAACUCUGCAGCAUGGGAUCUUCCUGGUACUGGACAGUUAAGCCAAGGUCUUGAGUCUUCCUCCAUAUAGCCUGGGUGUACUGGAAGAAACACCCCUUGAUGUCUGCUGCGUGGAAUUCACUUUGGAUUGCUAUAUGGCCGCGCCGCCAUCUCAAAGUCUGUCUGUACGGUAGCUGGUGAGAAGGGUUGGUUGAGAGUCUGCUGUACCUCUGUUUUCAGCAAAGUGAAAGUCUGGAGUAUUUCGACUGUUUUCGGUUGGGCAGCAGGGCGAAGACAAGAGGUCACAUGGUGUAUCUACUGUGGGUAUGUACAGCUUGUUCCACAGUGAGGACAGCAGGAAAACAUACCAUCCAUGUAGACCGUACCUGCUUCAGCAAAACACUUCAGUUUCUCAUCAUUGAAAACAUCAGGAUCUUGUCUUCUUCACCAUCUGCACAGAGGAGGAAUCUUCUGCUAACCCUGGUUGCGGUCCACAGCCCCUCAAGAUGAACAUCAGCUCUGGUCUGUGGCAGGACAAGGAUUGUUGUACCGCAACGUUGACAGAGGAAACUCUUUAAACUGGGGAAGGAAUAUGUAGAACCUCUGGCGGCCUACUUUGUAGAUAGCCUGGACAGGUGCUGAUUCUUCCCUUCUACUGACAAACUUGACAGGAGUCCAAUCUCUAACUUGAUGGCAAUGGUCUGAGACAUCUUUAAGGAAGUCCCCAACAGUGGAACACUUCCCUUGGCACGACCUGUUGAUACAUCUCUAGUGUGUGUUGUGGCCUCUGGUUCGAUUCUUGGAGUAGGUGAACCCAUAAAGGAAUAGGGGAAUGGGUUCCCUCUCUCAGAGUCAAUGUACUCGGCAUAUAUACCAGCAAUGGUGGCGAUACCUUACUGACUUAGACUGCCAGUGAUACAGUAUGGUACCUUCUGUACAUGGGAGAUUAUACUCAGGUUUUGGAGAGGUUUAAUGUGUUCAUAUCCUACCUAACAUUGUAUUUCAUGAAAAUAAUGCAAAACAAGGUUUAAAGGGUUUUUUCAUCUUCUGAGUUUUCAAUAUUCUACAUAAUUGAAAAAAAACUACUCUAAUACUGCUAAAACACAUGCAACCCGACACGGAUACAACACAACUUAUAAAUGCAAUAAUAAUCAAGUUAAUUUGUAUCACUUAUAGAUUUGGAGUAGGUAAGACCAGGUAGUUAAACUGGUCCCACUUGUCUGACAAUUUUGAGUGAACCAUACUAGGCCACUUCUUUACUUCAAACACAAUGCCGAAACUGCUUGAAUUUUCCCAUUUUGCCACCCUUACAGCACUUUGUUAGGACUGGGAGAUGAUUUACGUUUGCUGUUGACAUUAGAUUAGAUUUCACUGCUUUCCUGCCCUUGGUUUCACACUUGUUUGAGGCAUUUGUAAAACUGGCUACUACCAUAGCAACUUUCCUGUGAUGGAUUGUUCAUAUUUGCUUUGUUAGACAUGCCACAGUAUGUUUGUAAAGUGUCUGCCUUCUUGUCAGCUUUGCAUUGUGCAACUAUAUAUAAGGAAAACGUUUAAGCACAGGUAUGCUUAUCCUUGAUUCAUUAUCGUAACACAAUCUUCCUUUGACAUUUACCAAAAAUGACAUUUGAUGGUUUCACUAAAAUCCUUGCUAAAUUAUGGGACAGUAAAAUAACUGAAGCCUAAUGACAUGAGAUACAAGCAUGUGUGAACAGUCACAGCCUGUGGUAUGUGCAACCGUUUUGAACUGCUUUGAUUAUUUUAUUUUGUUCAAUAUUGUUUUUAAAAUUUAACCUUUAGCUGUGUAUGAUUGAGUGUCUUUGAAUAAUUUUGUAGUAUAAAAGACAGCUAGAUCCCAACCCUGUAUCCCUAGGGCUAAUUUGUGAGAUAAAUAUGUGCCAACAUGGAUACCCUGCACAUCUGUUCAGCAUUAAAGAAGAUAAAAUCCA
This is a messenger RNA of Haliotis rufescens (red abalone), 7059 nucleotides long. Its product is annotated as sulfide:quinone oxidoreductase, mitochondrial-like. Bases 152 to 1486 code for a protein of 444 amino acids. The transcript is spliced from 11 exons. Gene Ontology annotation, molecular function: FAD binding; sulfide:quinone oxidoreductase activity. The record is from RefSeq and is a predicted model, not a curated record. Gene Ontology annotation, cellular component: mitochondrion. NCBI's taxonomy places the organism in Eukaryota, Metazoa, Mollusca, Gastropoda, Lepetellida, Haliotidae.